AUGGCGUCUCCUAGGGGAAUCACCCCUUUCCUCAUCUAUUUGGUCUUCAUUGUGACCCUUGGCCCUUUUCAAUUCGGGUACCAUUUGGGAGAACUCAACGCUCCUCAAAAGGUCAUCACAUGCCGAAUCGACGAGCUGCCCCAAUAUAGUAUCCUCAGACUUCCACAAUGCAUAUCCAUGGAUGCAGGCGAGUGGGGAAUGGUCCAGUCUCUCUUCACCAUCGGAGGUCUCUUUGGCGCCCUCUUCAGUGGCUCUGUUGCCACGAGAUUCGGUCGCCUAUUCGCCCUGAGGUGGCUUACCUUCUUCUUAGCCGCCGGACCCGUCGCCGAGGCUCUGGCAGGUAGAAUGUGGAUCCUGGGGCUGGGGAGAGCGAUAUCUGGUAUGGGAGCCGGCGCAGCCACUGUGGUUGCCCCCAUCUACAUCUCCGAAAUCUCGCCCCCGGAAAACCGCGGUCUCUUCGGUGCCUUUACCCAGGUGCAGAUCAAUUCCGGGAUCUUUAUUGCACAGCUCCUUGGGUACUUUCUAUCCAGUGAGGACAAAUGGCGUUGGAUUCUUGCGACAGCUGGGUUUGUUGCCGGUAUCGCCUUCUUUGGGCUCAGCUUGGCUCCGGAAACUCCCAAGUGGCUGGCUGCAAACAACCGACCGCGGAUGGCAAGGGGCGUCCUACAACGCAUCCGAGGACGAGAAGCAGAUAUCGGAGAAGAAAUGGAAGAUUGGGAGAUCUCAGGAGAAGCCGAAGAGGAAACUCUUCUUGGACCUCCUCGGGGGCCUCGACCGCAAAGACAACCGGUCAGAUCCUUCCUCGACGUCGUCCGAAAGCCGAGGUAUCGACGAGCUGUGAUUGCAGUUUCCGGGGUCAUGAUGGCCCAGCAACUCAGUGGUAUCAACAGCGUUGUCAUGUACAGCGUGUCCAUCCUGGGGAAUAUCAUGCCAGACCAAGCGGCCCUCAUCACAGUCAUGGUCUCAGCUGCCAACGUGGUCGCGGUCCUAGCAACUGCUCCUUUGGCUGAUAGACUUGGUCGCAAACCAUGUCUACUCUUGUCGCUGGCCGGGAUGGGAACGGCUUCUAUGAUGCUCGCCAUAGGGCUUUCUGGGGAUACCAGAGGACUCACCGUUUUCGGCCUACUUCUCUUUGUCUGUAGUUUCGGCCUCGGCUUGGGACCGGUUCCUUUCAUCCUGACGAGUGAGCUGGUCGGUCCGGAGGCUGUUGGAGCCACGUCAAGCUGGGCACUUGCGAUCAACUGGCUCUCAACAUUCUUGGUCGCUCAAUUUUUCCCUAUGAUCAACGCCGCGCUCCCUCGAGGAAGAGUGUUCUGGAUUUUUGCCGCGCUUUCCGCCGCAUUUUCCGCAUUUGUUGGUCUCUUCGUGCCGGAAAGUAAAGGAAGCGCGAAUGCGGAAGAGGUUUGGGGGAGGGCGCACGGGACCUAG
Messenger RNA from Capronia coronata CBS 617.96, 1428 nucleotides. RefSeq lists its product as uncharacterized. Gene Ontology annotation, biological process: monosaccharide transmembrane transport. The record is from RefSeq and is a predicted model, not a curated record. The coding region runs from base 1 to 1428 and encodes 475 amino acids. Lineage: Eukaryota; Fungi; Ascomycota; Eurotiomycetes; Chaetothyriales; Herpotrichiellaceae. The transcript has 2 exons. Gene Ontology annotation, molecular function: hexose transmembrane transporter activity. Gene Ontology annotation, cellular component: membrane.